CGCUUCUGCGGGGACCUGGACUGCCCCGACUGGGUGCUGGCCGAGAUCAGCACUCUGGCCAAAAUCUCGUCUAUGAAGCUGAAGCUGAUCUGCGCCCAAGUGCUGCGGGACCUGCUGGGCGAGGCCAUCGACUAUGAGAAGAUCCUGAAGCUGACCUCGGAUGCAAAGUUAGAGUCGGGGGAUGUGAAGGCAACUAUUGCUGUCCUCGGCUUCAUCCUCUCCAGUGCAGCCAAGCACAAUGUGGACAGCGAGUCCCUGUCGAGUGAGCUGCAGCAGCUGGGGCUGCCCAAAGAGCACGCCAGCGGGUUGUGCCGUUCCUACGAGGAGAAGCAGAGCUCCCUCCAGGACAGCCUCAGGGCCUGCAGCCUGCGAUUGAGCCAGCUGGGCUCGGUGCGCUGGCGGGUGGAUUACACCCUCAGCUCCAGUGAGCUGCAGGAGGUCAGUGAGCCCCUGGUGCACCUGACCUUCAACGUGCGGGAUGGGGAGCACGGGAAGUCAACUGCCAUCCCCAUGACCCUCUCGGCCGACAAGUUCCGAGUGCUGCUGGCAGGGGAGGAGGGGGAGCUGAAGCAGGCCCAGACCCUGAUGAACACCCUUUUCUGA
Molecule: messenger RNA, 603 nt
Organism: Acanthisitta chloris (rifleman)
Lineage: Eukaryota; Metazoa; Chordata; Aves; Passeriformes; Acanthisittidae
Gene: COMMD4
Product: COMM domain containing 4
Exons: 7
Source: RefSeq, a predicted model, not a curated record